AACUCAUUCUGUUCUCUAUGUCAAAUCCACCAUGACACAUCCCAUUCUGGUGCUUGGAUUUUUGAUAGUAUCAUACUUUUGUGUUUCUCAAGCUGAAAAUGCCUUCUCACAUUAUUGGGAAGAGCAUAUUGGUCUUCCACUCCCUCCACAUUGGUUAGCUACAAAGGCUUCUCCAUUAAGCCUACAUCAGGUGGCAGCGUUUAUGAAACUUAUAGAGAAAAAUGAAUUAGCUUCCCACCUGCAUUCGUUCUGUAAGCAGGCUAAUGUUGCUUGUUCUACAAAUACACUAGUGAAUAACACAAUGGAAGAUAUAACCCUGCCACAAUUACCCCAGUGGAAUAUUGCCAUAAAGAUUUAUGAAACCUCUCCAAAAGACACACCCCUAUCAAUUUCCAGCAAAGAUGGAUUGCCCUUUUUCCGGGAAUCAAUGGUGAAAGAGGGAGGUUUCAUGUCUAUCCCUGAUCUUAGAGACCCAAUGUCAUAUAUAUCAUUCUUACCGCAACCUCUGGCAUUAAAAAUCCCAUUUUCCUUUGCCCAGAUUGAUGAAGUAAAGAAGCUUUUUGAUGUGGUAGAUGAAUCAAACAUGGAUGAAUAUAUUCAAGACACCCUACAGACAUGUGAAAAGAGCACCUGCGUGACUUCUGCCGAGGAUCUCAUCAAUUUUGUUGUCGAAAAAUUAGGGCAUCACAUACGUAUAUGGAGUACUGAGAGUAUUGAAGGAUCUUGUGAAAAUGUCACAAUUGGAACCGUGAAACUCAUAUACGGAAACCUCUAUGAACCACCAACCUUAUGUCAUAGUCAACCAUUCCCAUUUCAGGUCUAUUAUUGUCAUGUUUUACAGAAAGUAAAAGUAUAUGCAGUUGAUAUACAUGCUAAGAAAAAAGUGAAUCAUGUGAUCAUGGCAUGCCACUAUGACACAUCAACCUGGAACCCAAACCAUCAAGCUUUUAAGCUACUGGGUUUUGGACCUGGUCAAAUUGAAGUCUGUCAUUGGAUAAACAAGAAUGGAAUGGUCUGGACAAAAAAUUUAGGUUGAGCAGCAUUUGAAGAUAAGAUUAUCUUCCAGUUCUCUUGUUUGUGCUAUCUGUUACUAAUUAUGAUAUUUGAAGGAUAAAUGAUGACCUAGUUUGGCUCGAUUAUUUUGUCA
This is a messenger RNA of Macadamia integrifolia, 1147 nucleotides long. RefSeq names its product polygalacturonase non-catalytic subunit AroGP2-like. The transcript is spliced from 2 exons. Bases 32 to 1036 code for a protein of 334 amino acids. The record is from RefSeq and is a predicted model, not a curated record. NCBI's taxonomy places the organism in Eukaryota, Viridiplantae, Streptophyta, Magnoliopsida, Proteales, Proteaceae.